AUGGCCACAGAGGUUUUGACGGAUCUUGAUCCUCCUAAGCCUUCUGCAACAUCCCCCAGUCUAGAUGUGCCGUGGGUAGAAAAGUACCGGCCUGUUCUUCUGUCAGAGAUUGUCGGGAAUGAGGCUACCGUGCAGCGUCUUGAAUCAUUCUCAUGCAGCGGCAACGUGCCCCAUAUAAUAAUUGCGGGACCACCUGGCUGCGGUAAGACAACCAGCAUUCUCUGUCUGGCCCGUGCUCUUCUCGGCAAUUCGUACAAAGAUGCGGUGUUAGAGUUAAACGCUUCUAAUGACCGUGGCAUCGAUGUCGUACGGAAUCGAAUCAAAAUGUUUGCUCAGAAAAAGGUUACCCUACCACCCGGGCGCCAGAAAUUUAUAAUUCUCGAUGAAGCUGACAGCAUGACUGAGGGUGCUCAACAGGCUCUGCGCCGGACUAUGGAAAUUUACUCGAAAACAACACGCUUCGCACUGGCCUGUAACGACUCUUCUAAGUUGAUCGAACCCAUUCAAUCCCGGUGCGCUGUGUUACGCUACUCGAAGCUAACUUCAGUUCAGCUUAUGACACGGCUACUACAAGUGGCGAAGGCGGAGGGAGUUGAUUACACAGAAGAGGGUUUAGAGGCUGUUGUUUUCACUGCUGAAGGUGAUAUGCGCCAGGUUAGUAAUGAUUUCACAUUGUACACACAUGUCAUGACGCGCUUGUCGAAAGCCUUUGCGGAAGCUUGGAGUGAUGAUUGCUAA
This is a messenger RNA of Mesocestoides corti, 738 nucleotides long. NCBI's taxonomy places the organism in Eukaryota, Metazoa, Platyhelminthes, Cestoda, Cyclophyllidea, Mesocestoididae. The record is from the annotation of a GenBank genome assembly.